Molecule: messenger RNA, 1092 nt
Organism: Symbiodinium natans
Lineage: Eukaryota; Dinophyceae; Suessiales; Symbiodiniaceae
Source: the annotation of a GenBank genome assembly
AUGGCCCUUCACCGCUUCGCGAAGAGACGAUCACCCGACACCCAACAAGACAGCGGAGGAGAAAAACCAGACUGCGAACUGGACUACACAUGGACGAAGGAAGGGGUGCAGCACGUAUAUCAGCAGCAUCUGUGGGCUCACUUUGGCUGGCCUGGGCCAAGUGCUUCAAAGCCUGUUUUGCAGUCUCACAGUGAAAUCAUGGCCACGUUCGGCGGCUCCUUGGGAAAAUGGCUGACAGCUGGUUACCUGACGACCACCAAGCCAGCCCAGUAUCGGGCGUGGACGGACGUUUGCCCUCAAGAGCUGAGCGAGCAGUUCUUCGAGCGAGAUGGCCUAUUGCAGCUGUUCAUCUCGUAUCUGAGCUUCGAGUGCCUUCCUCAGGCUGCUGGAGUGUCCAGAACUUGGCGGCGGAAAUGCCGCUUGGAACUGGGUCAGGUGGAGCGUGCGGGAGAAGCCUGGUGCAGCCUCAACGGUCGGCGGCACAGCGGCCUGAGCAAGGCUCCCUUCGUCUUCCGGUUCUUCCGCUUUGGGAGCAAGGAGAGGGCGUCGCACUCCUUGGAAAAGAUGUCCAAGUACGAAGUGGAGCCGGUGACUCCGGUCGACUUUCCGAGACGAUGGAAAGCUUGGUUGAUGGAAGGUACUUUGCUGGACCGCACCGCGCCCUCCAGUGCUUCCCCGGCGGACGAGGAGAAGCCUUUGAAAAUGAGCUUGGACAACAUCAUGGAGACUUUGAAGGUGGCACGCGCCGCAGUGGUUGCCGGCCGAAAGGCUCUGCUCCAGGCGGUGGCUGGCGAGGUCAUCAAUGCCAUGACCACCACGGACGUGCUGAAAUUUGGCAGUUCCAGCUCGCUGUUGCGAAGUGCAACCUGUGCAGGUGGCCGCCUCACCCUCCCACGCCUGGAUGCCUUGCCCUCCGAUCCCUCCCAGUGUCGGGCCUUCCUAAACCAGGUGAAUCUGGGUAGCGUCUGCGCCCUCUCCCUGCCACCCGAGGGUACCUGGGAGGUGCUGCAGAUGCAGAACCAGAAGUUUGGUGCGCUGCAACGUCUUGACUUGCCCCGCGGCUUUGCCUCCAGGUGUCCGGACGAGUUUUAA